Molecule: messenger RNA, 2571 nt
Organism: Drosophila montana
Lineage: Eukaryota; Metazoa; Arthropoda; Insecta; Diptera; Drosophilidae
Exons: 2
Coding region: 104-1525 (473 amino acids)
Source: RefSeq, a predicted model, not a curated record
ACACUCGACAACCGGUGCACAUCAAUCAAGCUGUAGACGUGGGCGCGCAUGCUGGCCGUCUAGCGGAUCGCCCCCACAACCCCUUGCCCCUAGUCCCAGCCAAAUGUAUGCCGGUCGCGCCACGCAAUUCGCCAAAACCAUCAGCAGCAUGGCCUGCAGCAUACAGAAGCAGCCCUCGCAGCCAGCACCGCCGGCUACCAUGACCAUGGCGACAACUGGCGUAGGCAUGGCUGGAGUCUCUGGAGGCGGCGGUGCCAGUGGUGCCGGCACUGUGCCCUCUACGCCCAAAUCUAACAAGGCAGCCGCACAGCCGCGCGGCUCGCUGCCAACGGAUGUGCAUCAGCCGCCGCUGGAAUUCCAAUGGCCGCCGCCGCUGCCUGUGUCCAGUCACACCAGCAACUUGCGCUUGAACAUGAUGAACCAGGAUCCCAAGGAUCUGCACACGGCACGCGCCAUAAUUGAAGAGCUGCGCUCCAAGGUGCGCUUCCAGACGGAGCACAUUAUGAAGUGGCGCAAGGCCUACGCCAUGCAGGUACAGCAACAUUAUCGCUAUCAGAAGGAGAAAUCGGAUCAGAUGAACUCGCUGACAUCGCAGCUGCUGCUGCUGGAGUCGCGGCUGAAACGCAAGCAGAAGCAGAUCGCGAGCCUGUUGAGCCAUCGCGAGCUGACCAUACAGCGACAGCAGAAGAUUAUUGAUACGCUGUCGACGCGUUUGGUGGAUCAUGGACUGGAGAGCAUUGAGGCGAGCUACGCCAAUGAGCUGGACUCUCUGAACGACUCCGACUCGGCGGUGGUGCUGGAGGACAUUGACUCGGACAGCAACAUGACGCUGGGCACGCGCCGCAGGAGCAGUGGUGGCGGCGGGUUGGGCGGUGUUCUGGGCAGCGAUGGCAUCACCAUUGUGCGCUCCAUAUCGGAUGCCAUUGAGACGAAUCUGAAUAAGUAUGGCGCCGCCAGGCGCAACAAUUGCUAUCUGCGUCGACCGGAAAUACUGGAGACUGUGUACUCCGUGGAGGAGGAUCCGGAGCCCACCACAGAUGUGGCCGAGAAGCGGGACAAGUUCAAGAAUCGAUCGGACAAGGCGCUCAGCUCUAGCUCCACCGAGGGACAAAUUGAUGCAACGGCGCCCGCCUCAUCGGGCACGCCCAGUGCGCCGGAGAAAGCCAAAGACACGUGUAUGGCAACGGCCAUGGCCGUGCCGCGUCGCCAGUUGGGCGCACUGAAACGCUCGCCCAGCCACGACGCGCCAUGCACCACGCUGAGCGUGAAGGUGCCCCAGCUGCAGCCGCCCCCAUCCGCGGAUCAGCACAACGGCAAAUCACAGGUGACCACCUAUAAUCGGGUCAUGUCCAAUCAUCGUUCCGUGACCAAGCCGAAGGAUGUCAAGUACAAGCGCAUCAACAAGGCCAAGUCCAAGAGUCUCGAGGAGCUGCGUGGCCGGCUCAAGAAUCUGGUGGAGCGACCUGGUCUCGAUGCCGGAUACACAGCCGGCAUGAUGCCGCAGACGGCCCAAUCGUAUGCGUGACACACGCCGCCGCCAGGCGACGCCGAGCAGCUCGCCGAGAUGCCGCCCACGCCGCCAGAGGAAACCGCAGCUCCAGCCGCCAAGGCAAGUUUGUCCGCCGGACACACGCCCGACCAGGCGACGCCGCAGCGGCACAGCUGUCCCAAGCGUUCGUUGACGCUGCCUCGCAUCCUUGUGCCGCAGUCGAUGCAAGGUGCAUCGCAUUCCGGCAGUGGAAGCGGUGGCGGAGGCGGUGGCGGAGGUGGGGGCGGGGGAGGCACUGGGCGUGGCGGUUUCUAGCAAUUAAAGAAAUUUUUCAUACGCAAUUGUGAUAAAAAGUAGAAUUGUUCUCUUGCAUCUCUCUCGCUCACUCGCUCUCUCGCUCUUACUUACACUGGUGCACUCAGAGAAAAACUACAGAAUCUUUGUCUUAAGAACUUAUUUUUAAUCCCAAAAGCAGUACAUUAUCAAGAGCAUUGUAUGCUUCCAUCCAGAAAGUUUUUAAACAAACAAAAAUCACAUGAAAUAUCAAGCACAAAACGGUAAGAACUCUAUUCCGCUUAUUCUUGAGUUUACCACAAUGUUUUUCUCUGAGUGUAGUCUCUUUUGUAACAUUUGUUUCCUUCGCUGUUUGUCUGAGCCCAGACACGGCAUUCAAUUUAAUUUAGUUCUAUGUUAACGUUUAUGUUAAAGUGACUCUUAUACUAUAUAAUUUCACAUGAAUAAAUACAUUACAAAGCAUACACAAUUUCACUGUUUAUUAUUUAUUUAUGACACUUGCUCCACAAAAAGCGUAUGAGAAAUUUCCACUUAAUAUGAUAAAAAUGUAGUUGAACUACAAAUCGAAAAAGGGUCUGUGACACGUUUGCGUUUUUUCGAGGACAAUAUGAGAAGCCGACAAGUUGAAAGUGAGUGUAUUCGGAGGUGGGUAUUCAAACAUACUUAAGCAUAAUGAAAGGUAUCUGGGUGAAAUAAUUAAGUAGGCUAGAAAAUUUACAUAUAUUUAAUAUGGCUUCACUUGUACAUAAAUUGGCCACAGCCAGCCGUUGCUGUCAUAAUUUCUUCAA